This is a messenger RNA of Pocillopora meandrina, 17619 nucleotides long. NCBI's taxonomy places the organism in Eukaryota, Metazoa, Cnidaria, Anthozoa, Scleractinia, Pocilloporidae. The record is from the annotation of a GenBank genome assembly.
AUGUCUUUGGAAGAAUCAGACGAGUUAGAAGUUAGUGCAGAGUCAUUGGAAAGAAAGCAGCGAGGAAAGGCAUAUGCACUGGUUGAAAAAACGGCCGAGGGCUUCUUAGCGGAUGGACUUUGGAAAUCGAAGAGAGAGGAGGAGUUGCAUCGAGAAAUAGAAGUGAUGUCUGCAGAAAAGGCCAAACGUUUGUUCGAAGACGAAAGAGAUCGAAAAUCCUGGGUGGCUGCUAUUAAAAGAUCCGUAGAGCAAAGUAUACAAUCUCAAGUGCGGGCCGCUUUAGGAACUCCACCGGGUGAAAAGAGAAAAAAAUUAUACGAACAACGGCUUGCAGAAGAGCGACGGAGGAGGCAGAUAGAAAUGGAAGACUCUGAUAAACACAGAACAACAGAAAACCGUAACUACAGCUAUCCGUCUUUUCAUGAUGACGACGGGGUGUUGUUUCAGAGACGUCAACAAUAUUUACAGAAGUACGCGAUCAGACGUUCGAUGAGAUCUCUUAAGUUCGAUCAAUCUUCGACAAGAAAUUCUGUUCGUGACUUCGACGACAUAGAUCCUUUAUCUAGCGACUUUAACAAACGAUUUAGCAUCUACACGCGAGCUGCACUCGAUUAUGCAGGUAAAACGUGCUCAAACGCAAACACUACUGUUGUUUAUAAACGUUCACCAGGAUGUGUAUGGAUCGAUCACAAUGGCGAUCAACAUGACAUCCCCGGCCCAUUUUGGCCCAAAGAUCACCUACCGCGUUUUUCAUGUCAGAAACAUAUUCACUAUAUCCCCGAUUUUGUCGAAAGGUUGAACACGGAAGGUAGGUGAAAUGCUUUUAAGUUGAAAAGUUCGCCAUGCAUGUCAACAAAUCUAUUUGUUUGCGAACUGGAUUUCCAUUAGGCACACAUUGAAACUUCCAGGGACCUUGUGAUAAUUGUGUGCGUUCGCGCGUAAUUUGAAGACUUUUAGAUGUUUUAAGCGCAUUGAUUACGGAAAAAUUAGGAACAAACGUUAGCGUGUUUCAUAAUUUUCCAGUAAAGUUUAGUCUAAAGUACUUCACAACAUGCAAUUAACAAGUCACGCAUAUGAAAUCGACAUUGGCUUUGGGAUCACAUUACAAACGUCGGUUAACGUCGGUGAAAUGAAUAAUCGAGAUUGAUGCAUUUCCAUACCACAUCAUUAUAAUUUCUAUAUUUCAGAUUGAACAUUUACAUUUUCACAAUCAGAUAAAUCUUUUUGCAAUAAAAUAUUCUUUACAAUUCCCAAAGAGCGAGGCGAUUAAAUUCGUGUUUUGAAAGGUUCAAGCGCAAAUGUGAAAAGCAGACGUUGCUGAAUAGCGCUGAAUAUUAAGAGUCACGCAGGCAGGAUAAAGAAACAAAGAAACAUUGUUCUCAGCCAUUCAAAACAUAUCUCGCAUCGAAAAAACAAUCUGCGCUAGUACAAUGUUUUAAUUUGUUAACUAACACUUAAUAUAUAGUACCAGCCGCAACGCAAAGGGAAUAAAAUCUCUCGAGUUACGGCAUAAUAAUUUGAAUAAUGCCUUGCGAAAGGUUGCUAUCAAGUGACAUUGUUGUAACACAUCCUCUUAGUCAAACAUUGGUGUUAUUAGAUUUGCAUUUAAAAUUUCUGUUUAGUUGGUGUUUAUGUCGAGAUAAUAGCGAGGAGGUUGCUUAAGGAGAACACCAGCUGGCUACUUUUGAAAUCCAACUGCGAAAAAAUUCUUUCAAUCGGUCGUGGCGUGGAAAGAGGAAAAAAGUUUUAAGCAUUAGGGAAUCAAAUAAACACCAAUGAGCGGGGGGGGGGGCUGUGUGAGGAAGAAGUGGUAUUUAGUAGAUUAUUUUGGAAGCUAUUUAUGUUGUCUCUGCAUCAUCAAUUUUUUUUGUUUUUCAGCUGAAAAUGCCAAUGCUGGACACAAAGUACCUAAUGAAGAAUCCCUGUAUCCUCAACAGUGGCGAGGAAACCUCACAGUUUAUGAACGACAGAACAGAGGGGAGGUAUGCAAUUAAAACAUUGAAAGUUAGAAUACUUCGUUUUAUUUCUGCUAAUGGUCAAGGUGAACAUGGCUGCAUUCAGCUAAUGACAAUGUUCAUCCAUUAUAAUUCCGACCUAGGGGGUAAUCUCCUAAUCAUACUUGUAUCCCACUAGGAUUGGUGGCAAUACUCCCAAAUGCUCCAUGCUAUAGAGAGUAGUGUAGACGAAGAUGGUAUAAUGUACGGCGCGUAUAUUUUGCAGGUUGCAGGUUGAGGGUUCAAAUUAGAUUAAAAAUUAUUGCGAAACUGUAAUUACACAUACAUAUUUCAGAAUUGCACCUUGUGAAUCUGCCUCUCUGGGCCAGGCUCCAUUCUCAUCACAGUAAAAGCUCUGACCGCUUUCAAACGCAUUCCAGCCUGCAGUGAAUUUGUUUGUUUCCUCAGAAAUGUCUGAAAUAUUUGCUGAGUUUGGCUUCUUGGUCGUGUGUACCAGUACAAAUUCUUAGUUCGCGCCUGUCGGUUUAGCGAUCAAACUGGUAUCGGUUUUUGACAUGGGCAAAGCCGUUACAUUUUUCAUUUUCUACCGUAUUUAUUACAGACAAUCUUAAAGCGGUAUGGCUUCAGGCAAACCUGGAACCGGUGGAAAAUUAUUAUAUGCCUUUGAAACAAAGAAUGUAACUGAUAUGAAAAGACGGAGUGUCAACAGUGGAGACCUCAGUCUCUACAUGGUUUCACUCAAUUGUUUCACUAUAUGUCACAUAGGAACCAUUUAAUGUAGGAUUCCUUAUGAGUGUCUAACUCACUCGGUUACAAUAGUGCCAGCGAUUUCCCAAUCUAAUUACAUUAAUUAUUAAUUAACUACAUCCUGCAAAAUAUGUGUACGUACCUACUGUUUUGUGAAAUACUCCAAGGUGCUUCAUGCAUUCAUAGAUAUAGUUGGUUGAGUGUAUUGAUUUUGAAAAAUGAGGAACUGACUAAACAUGUGUAAGCCAAGCUCACACAUGUUUUUAAAAUUCCAUAAAUUUCCCAUGCUUCAUUUGGUUUUGCAUAAGCAAAACCUCUUUCUGAUGCUUAUUUUUUUCACACCUAAGAGUGACUGGUAUUUAAUUUCCCCUUACAGUAUCUUUCACACCAUGCUAAUUGACUGCCAGUGAGACAACAUCCUUUGCUUUGUCUUAGGAGUUCUAAUUCAUUUAUCAAAUAUUGACUGCAUGUCUCAAAACAAAAAAAAAAAUGUUCUUUUGUGUCACAGGGUAACCAAGCUCAUUAUGUUCCAGCUGGGUGUCCUCCCUGUCUUACAUUUGAAUCAAGGUUUGAAUGUGGAAACCUGAAGCAGGUCAAGAGAAUGUAAGCAUUGAGUCCAUAGAACUUACAUUUCUGCUCUUUUAGUUUUCUUUUCAUUGGUCCAAAGCACUAAGCUGAACAUCGAACAGUGACUGAUUAUGCCAAAGGUUUCUUGUUAAAUCACUCCCCCCCCUUUCCUGUUUGUAACUGUUGUUGGCUGGGCAAUUAAAAAUAUAUUUGUAAGGAGGUCCAUGAUUACUUCUUAACCAACCCACACCCCUCCCUCCUCCCCUUCACCCAGUGUUACACUCUUAGUAUCAGACAAGAAGUAAAGACCCCCAGAGGUAUGAUUAAGGGGAUGGUGGGAGAAGAGGUGUCUGGACUCCCCUGACUUUUGUUCUGGUGCUGCCAUUAAUCAUAAACAACUAGCAUUCAUUCAACGGACACAUGAGGCCGUUAGGCUGUAGGGAUAGCAUGGAAGUGAAUGUAUUAGCUCCCCCCUCCCCCUCCCCCUCCCCCUAACCUGUAGCCCCAGCUGGAUCCUGAAACCUGAGGUCACAUGUGGUUUGAAUUUUUGUUAGUUCCUGUCCUUGCUCCAAAGUAAUCUCUUUAAUUUAGAGUUUUGAAACUGAAACUGUUCAAAAGUUACACUAGUGGUCACAUUUAGUAAAUUUACCUUUUAACCAACCCCAAUUUGACCAAUCAGAACAAAGGAAAUACUUGGAACCAAUCUGAGCUUAAAUUGAACUUGUGUGAUGACAUAUAUAGUAGUAAAUAAUUUAACUUUUGCUAUUGAUAGGGUGGCAUAUGUUUUCUUUUAAUCCUAAAGCACAGUAAAGCAAGUCAAUGCAGUUCCAGAGUUUUUUUUGACCCUGAUUUAAAAUAUUCUUUAAAAGUAUUGUCAAGUUAAGUUAUUACUGUAAAAGUUCAAUCUUUUAAGUUCUGCUGCCCAGUUAUUGGUUCUGGUUUAUAACAGAUCAUUUUUAUUUCUUGAGCUGACCCUGGUAAGGAACCCUUAUGAUGCAUCUUUGAGCUAUGAUCUCUAUUUGAUUUCCUUGCCAUUCCUGUCUUUCAGAGGAAGUUAUGAGUAUGAUCUUAUUCUCAGUUGUGACUUGUACACCAAACGACACACGCAAUGGUAAGGAAAACAGUUUUACAGUUAUAAUUCCUAGUUUGUUAUCAAAAACACAAAAUAACUGUGAUUAUGACAUAGCUAAACGAAAAAGGAAAAGAAAAAAAAAACGCUUAAAAUCUUUCUUUUCUGUCCCAUAAUAGGUAUUAUUUCCGUGUCCAAGACAUGGUACCUGGCACCACUUACAAGUUUAACAUAAUCAAUUUGCUGAAAAAAGACAGUUUAUACAAUUACGGUGGGUUUUAGUUAUCAGAAAAUUUUCUCCAGAUAUUUUAUUCUUUUUUAAUCUCAUUCUAUAAUAAAGAAUAUAUUCAGACAAGCUUAAAAGCGAUGCUCGGAAUUUUACUUUCUCCGCAAGUCUGAUCAAUAACAACCAUACUGGGCUUGACGUCAGUGGAAACUCUUCCAUUUAAGAAUUUUUGGUUUUUGCUAAAAUUUAUUUAUACCUUGGCUUAGAACAUAUUUACCGAAAAAAAUUAACAAUUUUUAGCGAAUCAUGGCCUUCUAAAAAUAUUUUAAUAUUAUUUUCUGCAAAUUAGGUUUUGAAAUUCUUAUCUCUUUGGCUAUUCCACGUUAGAGAUUUAUCUUGCUUCAAACGCACCUCUCAUGAGUGAAGUUAAGGCCGGUUGCGUAGUGCUCGGACAAACUUGCGGUUCUGAUGUUACGACCAAUUUUUCUUGCCUUCGUUGGUUACCACAUUCUCUUCGUUAUAGUGUUGCGCUGCGCGCUUUCCGCUGUAGAAUAUUUAGAUCUUUUAUUGGAGCUGUUUGCUUUCGAAAUGUAUUCAGUUAACUAUUGUUCUGAUAUCUGUAAAAUCUCAACUAUGGGAUUUGAAAAAGUGCAAAAUCUUAAGAUGAUGUCAGGUCACUUUUCAAUGGGCGUGGUCGUCUAUGAUAUGGACCAUGGCCUGCGUCACUUGCCUCGCUGCAUAUUCUCCCUUGAAAGCGGUCAAACACGGAACUCAAGAUCUGAGGAGGGGGAAAUCAGCACAAAAAGGUUACUUAGAAAUCCCGAAACACGACCAUGGUCGGGUCGUGAAAGUUCCGCAAUAAUAAGCAAAUGUUAUGAAAAGACUAUCACCCUGUUCGGGGCUGUAAUAAGUUUUUUAUUUCCAUAGAGACUAAAUGUAAUGGAUUCCCUGCUCUUGUUGGGUAACUCGUGACGUGAACGUGACGUGUAUUUCUCGUUUCAGGAAUGAAACCGUUGAUGUACUCCGAGCGUGAUGCUAAAGCGAGAGGUCUGGGUUGGAAAAGAGUCGGUUCACUUAUUAGUUAUUAUAAGACUUCAUCUUAUAAAAAUCCUUUGCUUCAACGAGAAUAUGUCUACUACACUCUCACAUUUCACAUGGUAAAUUUUAGCUUUGUUUUCUAGUUUUUCACCUUCUCUGCUCUGGUGGUCAGAUUUGAUAGGAAAACUAUCGUAUUUCAUUAUCUCUACGUAAAAUUACAUUCAUGGUUAAUUUUUCUAGGAGUUUCCACAUGAGGAUGACACAUGUUACCUUGCUCACUGUUAUCCGUACACGUACACUGACUUAGAACUUUACUUACGAUCCAUCAUCGAUAAUCCGAAGACUUCUCAACACGUUCAACAGGAGGUAAAUAAACUUUAAAAUAUUUUCCCAUAAAGAGUAUGUCAUAGACUACGAGAAAUCCUUCCUUUUCGGCGAAGUCCGCCGCGCGAGUUAAAAAAAUCAGAAAAAAAACAAAGGUUGAUGUUAGCGCACCUCGCGGAACUCUGGGAUUGAGGCGCACUAAGAUUAGAACUUCCAGAAUUCCGUGCGACGCGACUUCGCCGAGAAGGAGGGUCUAUUCUAAGUCCAAGAAUGUCACAGUUUGCGAGCUUGGAAAAUUUAGGCCGAGUUUUCAAGUUCUUGAUUUGAAAUCCGUCCUGAUAUUCAAGCUCUAUCUUUAAUCCGUAACAGUGACCAAUAUCUGAAUACUCCUUGCAACAUCACUUUUAAAUCAAACAUUAUGAUCAUGAGAAUGAAGAAAAUGAUCACCAACUAAAAAAGCACCUGAUUUUUUUAACAAAUUCAUCCGUCAAUACCAUGGGAAAUAUAUCGAGAACACUCCGGAGAAUAUGCAUACUGAUGUUAGGAUCUACAGUCUUUCUAGUCUGUUAUGAUAACUUUGGUCAGAUUUUGUUUGUUGACUUUAACAACGACUAAACGGCAGUUCCCUUUUUCCUUCAUAAUUACUCAAAAUUUCGUGGUUAAGUUCGUCUAAAUACAAAUUAAAGUGGGUUUCUGUAGAGUUGUUUUCGUCAAGUUUUGCAACAUCAACCCUUUAACCUCUAAGAGUGACUAGCAUCUAAUUUCUCCUCGUAAUAUCACCCCUGAAUCAUACAUUAAGGUUACGAAAAUAGUUGAACAGAUCACUAGUUAAAAAAUCUCUUGAUUGUUGAACAAUUCUUCUCGUCAGUGCCAUACGAAAUUUAUGGAGAACAGCAUGAAGAAUGCGCAUACUGAUGUUAAGGAGUAAAACGUUUAAAGCUCCACUCUUAUCACUUCUCACAGGUACUGUGUAAAACUAUGGCUGGAAACAAUUGCCAUGUGCUGACUAUCACAUCUUCUCAAGGUAACCUCAACGUGGCCUUUUGUAUGGAUACAAUUGUCCAUAAUUGUCUUUUUCUUAAAACGAUGCUACUAUUGCCCUAGAUAGUUCAGCUCAAUUCUUUAUCUCUUUGUCCCAAUGGUCGCGGAACUUAUCUUCUUGGGCCAUAUUUUGUUGGGGCUUGGAACGAACGAUUGCUCAUAGCCCUUUUAAUCCCAAUGUCGUUCCCAAGCUCCUCUCUUUUCCGCACCCUGGAAGAGAGAUAACAACUAUGAUAUAGACCCUAAGCUCUAUUUAGGAAGUAUGUCGCCAGUUUUUUUUCUUUCCGUUAUUUAGUAAUAAUUCUCAUGUUGGAAGAGAGAUGGUGGUUAUAUCACUUGGGCUAUAGCCUACCACAACAUGCUUUUCUUUUUACAGUUCCAGAAAGCGAGAAACUCGGUGUUGUUGUGAGCGCCAGGGUACAUCCGGGAGAGACGAACGCUAGUUGGAUGAUGAAAGGCAUGCUGGACUUCCUAACCAGCGGUCAUCAUAUUGCAGAGGUACCAGCAGUUUCCAGUUUCCCUCAAACAAAGUGCAAACAAAGUGUAACGAAUCGUUAAAUUAUAUGGUGCGGCUAUUGAUUUAUAAAAUUUGCUGUACCUUGAAAUUACUGAUCUCAGCUUGAUUCGAGUAACCUCUAGAAAGCUUUGCACUGGUUCUGCAAUUUAUAACCUUUUGACCGAUUUACUGACAGGCAGAUAGAUAAAGUUUCCUGUUUUCCAUUUUUUGCGUUGUCUCAAAUGAUUGAUAAUUCAGUUUUAAACCACUUUUUAUGAGUUAUUCCAACCUUUCCGCUGUCUUCGUUUUGGCCAAGACCCCUAUGAGGUCGUGUAGAAAUCUCUGCUCUGUUUUCUUUUUUCAUCAAGGAAAAGUACAGAACUACCAUUAGUCGCCCUCUAUAUAAUAGUUUUCUGUAGAAAUGAUGAGCUUCCUUUAAUGUGACUGUAUUUAUUCACGUUAUAGGAGGGUCUCGCUGGGGUUUACCGUUAUCUGUAGAACGGCCAAACAAAAUUAGCCGUUAGGUGUUAUAUAGCCAGAUUUUAAUCGUAAGUCGCAAAAGGAGAACCAUUAAAAAUUUUUUUCUGUUAGUGGUAACGGAAAGAAUUUUAAGCAUUAGCCGUAUAAUGGCCGAAAUUUCAACCGUUACCAGGAAAAGCUAUAACUGACUCCUCUAAGAUCCUUUCCUAAUAUAUUAGAGCCGUGUAAAAGUCAAUUACGUUUUCUUUUCGUCUUCUGUGUGCAGAAACUUCGUCGAAAGUUCGUGUUCAAGCUAGUUCCAAUGCUGAAUCCGGACGGCGUAAUUGUCGGUAACUACAGAACGAAUUUAGCCGCCAGAGACUUGAACAGGACGUACAAAGACCCCAAGAAGGUAACAACUGCUUGUUAUGAAAAAUUGGUUACAUACGCAUACUUCCAAUGGCUGUUUGUCAAUUUGAAUGAGACAACUGGAACAUAAAUAUGUUCUAAAACGUGAAUAAAAUAAUAAAAGGUCAGUAAUAUCUCACGAAAAACAACUAGAUUGAAACUUUCCAAAAAGUCUGAGGGAGCGAGGCAAAAGUAGCUCACUGGCUAUGCACGAAAACAAUCGCCUAAAGCAAGUGUCGACUUUUUGCUUCCAAAAUUACUUUUUGUGUUUGAACAGUAGCAAGACCACUAGACCUAAACUUUAGUGGUACACACCGUUGAAGGCUACUCUUCAAAUUAAAAGUGGAUGCUCGCGGCUUGUAAAGAAACCCUGAACUAUUAAAUUUCUUACGUUACAGGAGAGCUUUCCAACUGUUUGGCAUAUGAAGAAUAUGCUGGAGUCAUUCAAAAAGGACCAUCAGGUAAAAGAAAGUUUAAAGAUAAAAAAUUUGAUGUUAUCAACUGAGUUGAUAAUGUAAAUUGGCCACCAUAAAGAGUUCUAAAACUGACGUUUCUAGAGUUAUAUCAUGCCCUAGAUGAAUUAUGGGUUGUGUCUGGUUUAUGCAUGUAUCCAGAAAGAUCGAACUAGGCUGUUGGUGGGAACAUGAUGACGUGAAAAAAAACAAAACAAAACAAAUCAAAAAUAAAUUUAUUGAAUGGAAAGUGUUUGUUGGUGCAGCGGGGGGGAGUAAGAGUACCGAUUUGAAAGAUAUAUUUUUCAGUGCAGUUUUGGGGCUUCCCGAACUACCUAGAUGCAGUGAAAGGCCUUGUGUUGCUUUCUCCCUGUUCAGAUGAUUGGAGUCCAAAGCAUCUGUGACUUUUUCAAAACUAAAACGUUUCAUUUUAGGUUAUCAUUUACUGUGAUCUUCAUGGACAUAGUCGCAAGCCAAACGUCUUCAUGUACGGCUGCACGGCUGACCCCAAAAUGGCAUCGAUGAGUGACUUUGUCGAGGAGCGACUUUUUCCUUGGAUGAUGUCGCAAAAGGUUAGUACUGACCUCCGCAUUAACAGGUCCAUAACGCGCACAUGUGUUGAUUGCUGUUGUAAUUCUACACCUCUUUACUUCUGAAGUUCUAUCGCGCACGCCCGUUGACCAGCGCUUGGUUCAAAAUUAAGUUAAAAUCGAGAUGAUGGGUGUUGUUGAAGAAAUGACACGUUGAUGUGGUGAAAAGAAAAAAAACAGAUUUUUUUUGGGAUGAUCUCAGAUGGAAAUACCAAAUUUAAUACUAACUAAAAGAAUUAGGAGUACAGAUAAAUAGCUCACAAUGACGUAUUCGCAAAUUACAGCAUAUAAUUAGUGUCACUUAUUAGGCUCCAACAAUUUUGGGGAGAGAUUUUAUGUCCCGGUCCCGUUUGUCGAAAGUUCCAGUUUUGCAGAGCUUACUUUUCUCGAAAACCUGUUUUUUCUUUGCCAUGUGUACUUUCGAGAUCUAGCUUUUAAUAGCAGACCCCCGUUCAAACCAGCUUGAAGCUGGACUGGGCCAGCCUGCAUAAAUAUCGCUAAUAAAUAAAUAAAAAAAUAAAUAAAUAAUAAAGAUAUUAUGAAAGUGCCAUAGUGAACCGGUCUCUGAACCAAGACCCACACCACUACUCCUUAAAUUUAAAUUUUCAAGUUAAAGGAACUUUAGAGAAACGAGCCCCAGUGAGCAAACAGCUACUUUUUCCUUUUCCAGGCUCCGGACAAAUUCUCAUUCAGUGGUUGUAAAUUCCGAGUGCGCAAGUGCAAGGAGUCAACAGCGCGUGUAGUUAUGUGGCGUCAAAUGGGAAUCACGAACAGCUUUACCAUGGAGGCGACAUUCUGUGGCGCUAACUUUGGUGACAUGUAAGUUAUAGAGAAUGCAUCUCUUUAUCAUCAUACAUGCAGAUAUAAGAUGCCAAGCUUCAUAAGUUGCUAAUUCAAUUGUUACAUUUUUUUUUCUGCGUAAAGCUAUAAAACCCCUCUCUGGGUCGGCUUUGAUGGGGUCAUUGCUUUCAAUUAGUUAAAGCUUGAAGAAACUUGAACGCGAAAGGGUUGAAAUUUAGGGCUUAAUAGUCGCUUUCUAUAUACAAUUGUUCGCUUACAUUUAUUUAAGCUUGACACUGUUUUCAUACUUCUUUUUUAGGGAGAAAGGUAGACAUUUUCAUGUUGGGGACUUUGAAGAGAUGGGACGACAUUUCUGUGAAGUGCUUUUGGAGUACUCAGAAGCAAAGAGUGGCAAUCGGUGAGAGAGAAUGUUCGUGAAUGAGUUUAGUUAGGCAAGAACCUUUAGCAGUCUUACUCAAUUCUAGUUCGCGGAUCUAAACUUAGCAUGCAGCCACGGUUUCACAGUUCCUUUCGGGGCAUUUGCAAGGCAUUGUGGGAAUAAAGCAUACAAGAAUACCAAACAGUGACCUUCGCCGGGGCUUAAGUCUGGAGCUCUCUUAUGGAAGUCUUAAGCGCUAACUCCUUGCGUGAAGUGAAUCAUUUUUGGUACUUUUACAGAAAUUCUGUUAGAUUUUCCCCUUUGUUGCCUUGUUUCAGCCAUUUAGUAAUUACCGGAAUAUCUCUUCUGUUUAUAGAAGUGAAAUGACCCAGGCAUUCGUAGAGCUGGCUUGCAAGAUGACUCGAGACAUUCUUCGUCAAAUGGUAGGCAACUUCAAUGUGGAGAAUGUUUCCAAAGACAGCGCUGCUUAUAACAGCCUCGAAAAUACAGAAGCAAACGAAAGAAAUCAACGAAACGAUUCAUUAAAGAAAAACGAGGAAGCAAAUGAAUCUGGUGUCAAGAAAUUUCCAGUCUCAAAGAACAAACCCGUGAAUUUUAUGGAUGUUCGAUUGCAAACGCCCACAGAGGGACAUGAGAAUGAUGUGGAAGUUUCAGUCAAAGGUGUCCACGUGGAUUCGUUUAACGAUUGCUUGAAAAUACUAGAUAAUUUAAAUCUUGUGGACCGCUUCGAUGAGUCAGAGUAAGUCAGUGAUAUUUUUGUUCACGGUUUAUUUCAUCGGUAGAACUAAAUCAAUAUCAGUGCUGUAGCAGCUGCGCACCUACCCCUCCCCUAACCCAAUGUUCAUCAGUUAACUAAUAACAAGUUAGGGUCAAUAUUAGGUUAGGAGAGGGGUAUGCACACAGCUGGUCAGAUAUUGACAUUGAUCCUCGGAGCUAACUAAAAGUGCGCUUAACCCUUUCAAUCUUUAGAGUGAUUAGCAUCUACUUUCUCCUUACAAUAUAUCUCCUGAGUCAAACAUUGAGGUCAUGAGAAUAAAGGAAAUGAUCACCAACUAAAGAAGCUCGCGAUCAGUAAACAAAUUCUCCAUGCCAGUGUUUUAAGAAAUGUGUAGAGAACAGUAUGGAGAAUAUGCAUACUGAUGUUAGGGUGUAAAAGGUUAAGUCCAAAGUUGCAAAAUGAAAAAAUGGCGGGCGUGGUUACAUAGAAUUGCGAUCUCUUGAAGGUCGUAAGUCACAGUUUAUAAAUCUGGAAAAAAUUGGCGAAAUUUAUCAAGUUAGCCACUUUAAAUCUGUGUAAAUUUCUUCCAUCCUCAUUCAGCCUCUUUCCGUUUCUGUUUCAUAGUGUGUCUUGAGUAUUUUUCUAUCUUUGCAUGUUUAUAUUUUGUGGUAUUCUCUAAUUUCACGAUAGUUUUGUUUAGCGUAAAAUAAAACGUAAAGUGAAAUAUCGUGGUUUAGCUCCUUAAACGUUGCAGUCAGUGCCAAGCGCGGAAAACGUGCCAAGGUUUAUGAACGCGGGAAACAAACGAGGUACGCCAAGCCCGGGAAAGUGCACCCACCAAAUCGAAGGUGGUUUAUGAUUUGCAUCUGAUUUUUUAUAGCUGAAGAUCGUCCGCGUGUUUCUGACUAAUCAGAGAGCAAAGCGUAGCAAACUCAAUACAAUCCUGCAUUUAUUUUAACACUCUGUUGAAAAUUUUUCCUAAUCGUUCCCUUUCUUCUUAGCUCCAGUGACUCAGACAGCGACGACAAUGACUUUGAUGACAAGGAAGAUGAGCCGGGAUCCAGUGGCAAUACCGUAAGUGUACAACCUAUGCACUGCGCAUGUCAAAAAGGAGACUGUUAAAAAAUCGCUUGUAUGGGUCACGAACCUUCGUGGGCUCACGCUAAUCGAGGGAUUUUCUUAAUUUCCUUCGCCCCGCUUCUUUAGCGAAUGAUAGAUCACAUUAUUCGCGGAAUCGAUCGCUCUUCAGCAGAAAGCGAAGUACGUCCUUUAAACCAGUAACCAUUUACUGUAUCUGGUAGUCAGCUUUAUUCAUUAUAUCAAUGACUGGAGUUUGAUUCUUUACUACUGCUUUUUUCAAAGAAGCGAACUGAAUACUGACAAUUUUCCGCAACAAAAUUCGAGGACUCACGAGCCUCCGUCUCGUGCAGCUAACCUUGGGCCGACCGAGUAGUCUGCCAUACGUGCUUCCGGUUUAUCAAUUGUGGUAUUGGAGGUCUGAAGUAUUUGAACUUUUGGUUACCUUAAUGUAACACGCAUGGAGACGAACAAUCGUCAAAGUUGAAGUUUUGAUUUUACAUAAUUGAAAGAAGGAAAAAAAUCUAAGUGUUAAACGUGCGUACUUAAUUCCGAUGUGUUUUUUUACGAUUUUCAAGGGGGAAAGAAGGAGGAAGAAAAAGAAGAAAAAGAAAGCUAAACAUUGGUGGGAUACAUUAUCGGUAAGCUUCAUUUGUAACGUUAUGUACCCAUGUUUAGUCGUUAAUUAUAUUUCAAGGCCCAACGUUCUCGUGCUGGAUUCGAAAUUUUGCGCGCGCUUGUUUCCAUAGUUAUACCAUAAGCGUUUAUGACGUCAGGAAUCACCGGGUAACCGGUACUUUAGAAAAACGCACAGAUAACGACAAUUUUUUGUGGAAGUGUUUUGCGAUGCAUCUCCUCGUCGCAUUGCUAUAAAUUUGCUCUGUAUAUCUUUACAAGGAAUGUUUAUCUGUAAAGUGCGCCAUGGAAAACAAAAUUGAAUUCAGGUUGCAUUCGGGAAAAGCUUGCCGGCUUUGGUCGGAAAUUUGCUAAAAGAUGUGGUAAUCUGGGAAUUGUUUCCAGAAAAUUUCUUCUCGGCAGAAGCUAGUUUAGAAGCAAAUUGUCAAAGAAAAGAAAUAUAUAAUACAUUUCUAGUUACGUUGGGUAGCGUAAAGUACUAACAAAUUGUUUUAAAUAAUCUUUCUCUUCAAAUGUCUUUCAGAAACCUCCCGGGGCUUCAGAAACUGGUGACAGUGCAACGGCAGACGAGAGUGGCGGCAUGAAGGAGGUAGGACUUAAAUAAAAGUUAGAGGGUUGAGUUUGGAAAUUUUAGGCGUAAUCUUUGCAGCAAAGCAAACGGCAAAAUUAAUUCUGAUAAAUUUCCCCUAACUUUCAAAAUGUUAUCCACAGCAGAAUUUAGAAGCAUUCACUUAGUCACAGCCAUUGUAGAUAUUUCUGUUAGGCGUUUCAUUGGUAGAUUGAGAUAAACGGAUAAACGGAUAAACGGCGAAAAACCUUUGCGAGUUUUGAACAUAACGUAACAUCAGAGAUUUAGUACCUAGAUGACCUGCAUUAUAUGCAAAAUGCACCUAAAUGGUUUAACUGCUCUUCAUGAAAAGCAUGCAUAAUUGCCUUCUUGUCUAACUCAGAUGUUAUCGUUCCUUGACAGAACACCUGUAGGGAAUGGCGUGGAAAUAUCCACACAGUAAAGUAUUGUUCCUACUAAUAAAAGUACCCAAAAUAUGAGACUAACUUACUUGAAUACUUACCAGGCUCUUAUUUAUGAAUAUAGUUUAGAAUUAAACAUAACCACAAUUUGGUCCUAAUAUUUAAAACAACGAAAAGUAAACCAUUACAACAACCACAAUGAAAAAAACAGGAAGUUAUCGAAAAUAUUUAAAGUACCCAUAACUGUAACAAAACUUACCGAAUUUUACCAUUUAAAUUUCGCAAGAAUAAUUUUGACAGACUCUCGAUUAACAAGUUCGUUUUUUUGACAAGUCUUUUUUUCCCGUUAUUUAAUGAAUAAAACCAAACGAUUUGUUUACAGUCUUCUAUGAAAUUAUUUUAAAUUUGUUGUAAUUUUUGUUUAACGUUUCAAAGUCAUGCCAGGAAAAUUUACGAUCGCAUUUACGAUCUCUGGGCUCGUACAGAGUCGUAAGGUGUUUUGGUUAAAUGAUAUCGGGAGUUUAGGGGAGCCUCGAAACAAGAAGAUAAAUAGGUUAUCUCCUUUAUUUCACUAUAUUGAAAAAUAUUCAAACGGCACCUUUAACCCUUUGACUGCGACCGAGAGAGUGACCAAGACAGAAUUUCUCCUUACAUUAUCGAUAUAGCAAGCAGAAAAGUGAUGAGAAUAAAGAAAAAUAUCGACUAGGGGGUAUGAGUUGAUCCAAUACCAAAUUCUCCGAACUAAUAUCGUAAGAAUCAGAAAAAGACAAUAAGGAAAAUUAUAAAUGAGAUCUUAGGAGUGAAAGGGUUGAUUGGUUUAUAACAAAAUAAACUCAGACGUCGAAUUCGGUAGUGUUGACGAGGUCAGUCAAAGCUUUCCAUCUUGUUCUAUACCUGAACAUUAUUUUCAGACUGUUCUGUGAAUGACUGGGAGAUGAAGGGAUGGAAGGGGUGGGGCAUUUAUGAAAUAAAAAGCUUAUUCAGAAUCAUUUGAGGAAAUAACUGGGGAGGGGGAGGGGGUGGGUUUAGGGCAGGCUCUUUGCGGUGGCCUGGGGACAAGCUCAUCUUGAAGACUUUACACUUUGAUGCGCAUUUCUCGCAUAAAUAAGUGAUUUGACCAGUUCUUUGUAAUCUUCUUGUAAACAGAAAAAGAUAAAGACGAACUUUGGAAAGUUUGUGAAUCCUUAUGUGCACCGGACAAAUGGUGGAAUCCCUAUUUUCUCUCAAGAGAGGAUUCAAAACCGAGCGAAAAAGGUAAACACGUUUAGUCUUCUCUAUUUAAUUAGAACUGCAGACAAGUUUGGAUGCCUCAAAAAUAAUUUCAAAUAGUUUACCGCACAUACACUUAGAUAAAUCUAGACAUCUUAAUUUCAUAUUGGGUUAUAUUGGCGGAUUGCAAAUUUUAAUUUGGUCUAAAGGAAUUGUCUCACAUGGUCAUCAAUUAACCUGUGUUAUUGAUGUUGCUAAAGCCGCUAGGUUACCAAAAAGGGUAAGAAAUAACUUUUCGUAAAGGCCUCAAAUGCUGAUAAAUUGAAUAAUGCAAUCCGCAGCUAGGAAUUGAACGAAAUGUUAAAACGCUAUUAUGCCACACCAGAGCAAACCACGACGGUGACGUUUUAAAACUUUGUAAAUAUUUUAGCUAUCAGCUGCAAAGCAACCUGAAAUCAUCAAAAUUUGCGUGGUCUGAGAACGGAGACCCCACGCCAAAUUAUUCAAGUUUCCAUUCGGAACUCCACUCUGAUCACAUACGAGAUGCCGAGAUUGAGGUGGUAAACUCAUCCAGUCAUUUGCGAAUUUUUAACUGAAAAUGUAAAUUCAUCUCCCUUGACGUUGCCUUCCUGACUUCUUAAGGACCCACAGUGACUCACGGGGAUCGACAAGCUGAGUGGUUCAACUGUUCAAGCAAAUAAAGACGAAAAAAAACAUUUGUUCUUUUUCAUACAGAGAGAGGAAUCGCAAAACGGUGGCUCACAGGAGGCAGAGAACAAAGAUUUCCUAGUAAAGGUAAAAAGAGGAAACUUUCAAAUAACCAGAGAAGCAUAAUUUACAUUAACAUCUGUCUACACUAACAAAAAAAAUUAUCUCAAAAUGUUAUUCACUUGCCUAUGUAACUUUUUCUUUUUAAUUUUAGUAUGCAACACAGGAACCCCAACUAUCACCGCAGGUUCUCGCCGUAACUGAUGACACAGAGAUGAACUUCAUCACCGCUCAGAGACGUGUGGCGUAUUACAUGUUUGCUGCAAAUAAAAAUCAGCAGAACUGGGCAACGGCGAAAGCAGGGCCAACACGCACGAAACCCCCACCCAGUCCCCCUAAAAACGUUGUAGAGAUGGAUUCAUUAAAAUUUGAUUAUCUGAUCGGGGACGGGUAUGGCUUCACCAUCCGUAUUCCAGGGAGAAAACCACAGAGAUCUCGCACUCAGCCCCCACUGCAGACAUUCGAAGAGGCGCGACUCAAACCCAGGAAAAAGCAAGUUUCUCCGGCUUAUGCUUUUGACUUGGGUGACGAUCAGGUAGCACUCCCGGAUGUGACCCCCGGUCUUCACAAUCGUCACCACAACCGUUACUAUAGGAACGAUUCCGAAGAAGAGUUUGAUCGAAGAAGACCUACCAAAAACACCCAAAUGAGACGAGGAUUGUCUGGUUCAUUUGGGGGCGAAUUGCCUGAACAAAAGAGAAACAACUUUGCUAGGUCACGAAGUGAACAUGGAAUGUCAGUUAGGAGCGAGGACAGUGAAGAUGUUUCGUCUAAAAGUGCUGGUCACAGACCCAGAAACGAACGCCCAAUGUUUGAGCCUUCAGCGCCAAUUCCGUCAUAUUCUCAUGUGUCUUCUCCUUAUGCCAGUCGUAAAAGAUGACCCUAAAUCGGCGACUUCCUCUAAUUUCCACCAUCUCUUACAAAGCCCUUUUCUUCAAAUGACCGCUGGCCUUGAUAUCUGAAGGCUCUGAGCCUCACCAAGGGAAUUCAGCUACCUGACGAAAGACCGCCUGUUAGAUAAAACUAUUCUGUUACUUAGUAACCAUGCUUAAGAAAGCGUUGUACCUGGCUCCAGAGUUUAGCUAUCUAUAAGAUCGGGUGUUAAAGAAAUACCAUAAUUGAUUUGAUCUUGCUUCACGACGCUCUAUGAUUGUUAAAAAACUCACGCUACCUUCUCAACCAAUCAGGUUCAAACUAAAACCAGUCGUGGCUUUCUCUCUCGCCUUUUUUCGCGCUUAAUGACGUUUGUUUUUCAUUGGUUCCUUUACAAUUUUUCCUUCGAGCUAAUUGGCCGUUAUAGUAAGUUUGGUGUAGGUGUGGUUUUAAAACACUAAAUUAAAAAGCGCUCUAAAAGUUUGCAAAUUACAUUGGCAUUUACAAGUCAUAAAGACAAUUGGUGUGUUACCCUCAGAGGAAAGUUCCUCAUUUACUCUUGUUAAAUGAACAAUUUCAUGCAUUCAAGACUCAAAUUUCAUUUAUACUUAAGAUUAUAUAUUUUUAUUAAGAAUAAUUUCCGACAAAUAUUUUAUACACAGAGUUCUUUAAGCUCAUAUCAUCCAUAUAUUUAUUCACAAGGGCUCACAGCCAUGAUGGUUUUGUACAUCAGAAAAUUAAACAAAAUACAGUGAAGAAUUAUUUAAAGUUUAUAAAUCGGCGCGUUAGAAAGAUUUGUUUGUAAAAAGCGGAGUGC